Molecule: messenger RNA, 3030 nt
Organism: Corvus hawaiiensis (hawaiian crow)
Lineage: Eukaryota; Metazoa; Chordata; Aves; Passeriformes; Corvidae
Gene: PLEKHN1
Product: pleckstrin homology domain containing N1
Exons: 15
Coding region: 527-2470 (647 amino acids)
Biological process (GO): positive regulation of apoptotic process; response to hypoxia; 3'-UTR-mediated mRNA destabilization
Cellular component (GO): cytoskeleton; mitochondrial membrane
Molecular function (GO): phosphatidylinositol phosphate binding; cardiolipin binding; phosphatidic acid binding
Source: RefSeq, a predicted model, not a curated record
UUGCGCGUCUCCUUUUGCUCUUUGCUUCCUUGAUCCAUUUUCCAUCAUUCCUAGAUUUUGAUCGGGGUCCCGUUUGAUAUUUUUCCCGCUGCCCAUUUCUUUUCCCGUCUCUAACCCCAGUGGGAACGGCCGCUCGGAGCUCAGCCUUUGGAACCCUUCAACCAGCGCAGCCUCGGAGAUUUUUGUUAAUGCUUAAACAACAACCACCGGCUUUAUCUCGCUGCAUCCUUAUCUCCGCCCGUGCGGCGGCCGAAUUCCAUUUGGGAAAACGCUCCGGGAUGGAUUUAUCGGUGGCUCCGGCUCUAUCCCGCCGGUGGGUCGGGAAUGCCGGCUGGGUCUGCGUCUCCCGGGGUGAAUUCCCAGCGAACAGGUACCUGGCUCGCCCCUCCCAGCCCGCGGGGCGGGAGCGAGGGGCAGGAUCGGGGUUUGGGCUCUGCCCACACCCACUCGAGUCCCGGCGGGCGGAAAGGAGCGGCCCGGCAGCGAUCCCGCAGCGAUCCCGCAGCGAUCCCGCAGCGAUCCCGGCAUGGGGAACAUCGCCUGUGUCCCGCAGGCUCCCGGCGGCUUCCGGCGCUCCUUCCGAAGGAAACCCUCGCUGAAGAAGGAACAAAAUGGCAAGAAAAAGCUGCCCAACUUUUUUGGGAUGGACGGAGGGCAGGAGAGAGACACGACCACGGACAAAAUCCUGCAGUAUAUUCCAGCGAAGAUCAUUCAGAACCAGGAAAACCAGAAAGAAAACUUGGACCAGAGGUUCCCCAGCCUGUUCAAGAAGGGCCGAAGGAAAACGACUGUCAGGAAUUUGGGCAAAAUGAUUUAUUACUCCAAGGUCAAGUUUAAGUUCCAGCACUGCCAGGAGGUCAAUGACUGCUUCCUGGAGCUGUUCCAGUCCUACCUGUACUUCCAGUCUGCGGGCCCCAAUGGCGUCACCUACCAGGGGCUGCUGCCUCUGAAGGAGCUGCAGGUGCGUGAGCUGGAGGCUGGGCAGAGCCCCGGGCAGCAGGACCACGCUCUGCACAUCUCAGGCCCUCUGCUGAACCCCCUGGUGGUGUUCUGCCCCUCCGAGGCAGAGCUGAAGCAGUGGCUGUACCACCUGGAGAAGCAGAUCCAGCUCUGUGGAGGGAGCCUGGCCCUGCCCCUGCUGUCCCAGAGCGGCUGGAAGCAGAGCCCGGGGGGCAAGGAGGAGCUGCGCUGGUCCGUGCAGAACCUGCCCGUGCAGGACUGGAGAGGGACCCAGCGGGAAUCCCUGGGAGAAAUCCUCUGCAUCUCCAAGGUGAAGCUCCAGCACCUGCCCUUCCAGGAGCAGCACGACCGGCUCCUGGUGCUCUACCCCUCCACGCUGGUGAUCAUGUCUGAGGAGCCCAGUGGCCUCUGUUUCAAGGGAGAGCUCCCACUCAACGCCAUCCAGGUGCUUUUUGAGGAGAACGACAAAACCUCCUUUUUAAUCGAAGGCCGCCUGAUCAACUCCAUCCGAGUGACCUGUCCCAGCUACCAGGACUACCAGGAGUGGCUCUACUGCCUCAAAACCGCCCAGUUCCGAAACGCCGACUCCUCCCUCUCGGGGUCCGAGAGCUUCUCGGGGUCAAAGCCCCCACACCCCAGCCAGUUCACCAGCAGCGGGAGAGGAUCCCUGAGUUCUGACGGCCGCACCAACUCCUGGGCGUCCGCAGGGAGAGUGGCCACCCUGACCCAGCUGUCCCAGCCCAGCGGCUCCCUGCCCGACGGACACGCCUUCCUGCUGCUGCCCGAGGGCUGGCUGCUCGAGGAGCCCCUCUCCCCUGGCUACUCCCAGCCUCUCCACUGCCUGGCACAGCCCAGCUGGCCCAGCACGGCGCUGCCCACGCAGGACCUGCGCCGGGGGAACAGCGCCAGGAAAUCCAAGGGCAAGAGCAGCAGGCAGCAGCUGCCCAACCAGGACCCCGAGAGGAGCGGCUGCGGCCUCAUCCCUGCAAAUCCCAACGGGGAGCUGCAGUCCCCGGUGUACCACGAGCCCUACGCAGCUCACUGCCCCCAGCAGCACCCCCCGGCACACCUGGAGCUGGGCAGGUUCCUGCAGUGCCACGGACAGACGGGGCCAGCCCAGGGGAACCCGGCGGUCCCAGCCCCACAGCACCCAUCCCUGGAGCACUGGAACUGCAGGGAGGUGCCCACAGCCCCCACCUACAGUACCCCGGGCACCUCACGCCGGCUCCAGCUGCGGGCACCGGCCCAGGGCUCCUACCUGGGCGAGAUCUCUUCCCUGCCAGAGGAGCGGCUGGGCCCUUCGCUGCACCCCGCAGAUGGGAGCGGUGGCACCUACGGCCUGGCCGAUGCCGCCUGCCCCUGCCGGGACUCCUCGUCCUACCACGACUACGCCGAGCUGCAGAGCUUCCAGAGCGACCUCAGCUACGACAACCUGUGGGAAGCCGAGGAGAAGGAGCUGGGCACCCCCUGCAGCUCCUCAUCCCCUGCCCAGCAGAUUUACCAGGUCUAAGGGGUGCUCCAGGCACGGGAAAGCCCCCGGGCUCUUCCCUCACUGGGCUUCCCUCCAGGAUGAGGGGCCCAGGGAUGUGAAGGGAAGAGCCCUGCUCUGCUCCCCUAGCAGGUCCAGGGGUCCUGCCCUAAAUCUGAGGGUGGAGGCAGAGCCCAGCAGCCACAGCCUCUGUGGGGCUGGAGGAGCAGCGUGAGUGCCAUGCCCAGGGGGUGCUCAGGGAGAACAGCUUUGCCCCCUGAAAAUCCGGGGACAAAAAGGGUCCGGCUCCCUCAGGUGGAAGGGGCUCGGUGUUCGGAGGGAGCAGCCACUCAAAAGCCAAAAGGGUGCCUGGAUUAGUUGGAUUCCUUUGCAGCAGAGCCCUCAGCUGGUCCCUCUGAUCCCUGGGAACAGCCAAACCUUCCCCCAAGUGAGCUCUGGGGGCUGCCAGGAUGCACCAGAGGUGCCCCGUGCUGGCACACAAGGCUGGCAGCAAUGGUUGUGCCCGCAGGAUCGUCCUCCUGCAGGAGCAGGGUUAGGGCACAGGAUGUGGAGGGAAAAAACCCCAACCAGAUCUGAGCACA